AAAAGCAAGAGAUAUUGUAUUUGCAUUUGGUUCUUUUAAGUGUUCUCAUAGCAUUUCUACUAAAAAUGGCUGAGGAACAAAACACCCAAAAUGUGGAGAGAGUAAUUGAAAAUGCUGAAUUGCCUUCACCUGAACCCAAUGAGCAACAAACUACUUCAAAAAAGACAAAGGUUCCCAAAAAAGACAAGAAGAGGAAGAGUGGUGAACCAACUGCUGAAGAAGAAGAAGGAGAAGAAACAGAAGAAGAUGGAGGUAAGAGAAAACCCACUAAACCUAGAUCUUGGACUUGGGAUCAUUUCACUAAAUAUAAUUGUCCUAAGUCAAGAAAACGUAGGGCUAGAUGUAAAUGGUGUGAGGCAACUUAUGCAUGUGAUACACAUAGGAAUGGUACAUCUAAUUUAAAGAAUCAUUUGUUGACUCAAUGCAAAAAGUUUCCAAGAGAAACUACUAAUGAUGCAUAA
This is a messenger RNA of Medicago truncatula (barrel medic), 461 nucleotides long. RefSeq names its product FK506-binding protein 3-like. The record is from RefSeq and is a predicted model, not a curated record. Bases 66 to 461 code for a protein of 131 amino acids. NCBI's taxonomy places the organism in Eukaryota, Viridiplantae, Streptophyta, Magnoliopsida, Fabales, Fabaceae. Gene Ontology annotation, molecular function: DNA binding. The transcript is spliced from 3 exons.